Spirodela intermedia is the source of this 231-nucleotide messenger RNA. Lineage: Eukaryota; Viridiplantae; Streptophyta; Magnoliopsida; Alismatales; Araceae. The record is from the annotation of a GenBank genome assembly.
AUGGCUCUCGCGAAAUUCGCCGCCUCUCUCUUGACCGUGGUUCUGGUGGCGGCGUCGGUCAGCUUUGACCCGGCGGAGGCGAAGACCUGCAUGCAAGUCUGCAUGCCGCAGUGCCUGCAGCUCCAGUAUACAAACUACAAGGAGUGCUUCGACGCCUGCCGCGACGGGUGCAAGCCGGCAAACACCGGCCGGGGGCUCCACGAGGUGAACCCUCCCGCCGUCUCGGAAUAG